This is a messenger RNA of Leptosia nina, 2568 nucleotides long. Lineage: Eukaryota; Metazoa; Arthropoda; Insecta; Lepidoptera; Pieridae. The record is from the annotation of a GenBank genome assembly.
AUGGCUAAAACGGUCAGGAAGGUAAAACGAGGUAGAUCUAAAGAAACCAGUAAUGCCAUCAAGGCACCAGCAAUCAUAGUAACUUCGGUGGAUAAUACAGAAAUGACAGUCAAAGCAAACGCGCAAAAAGUUAACGAUCAAGCCUACAUCGCAACUAUCGAUGAGAAUAAAAACAAAAUGGAUUUCAGUGUGAAUCAACUCAUAGCCGAGCUGUCAGAGAAUUCUCGAGCUUCUAAAGGAGAGAUCGAGCAGAUUCAAAGAAAACUACUCCAGCAGGCGAACGAAAUCUUGAAAGUCAACGCCUUUGCCAACCAAGAACCGCGGGUAGUCAGCACAACUCAGAAAUACGGGCCCAUCUAUGGAAUCCCACAUACGAAUAGACUUCAACAGCCUCAAUUAGUUCCAGAGAAGUUAACAAAUAAUUCUAGUGCAAUGAUAAGCACGCAAAGGGUCACAGCUGAGGCGGGAGCUUUUUUCUCAGAAACAGGUUCUGCCUCGCUCGUCGCCAGUCCGCGCGCCGCGCCCAUAAGAGGAACAGUAGAAGCGGUUCCGCCCUACAGGAUGCCGCCCGCCCCAGAGGCUGCGCUACCUGGCGCGCCAGCACCUCAACUACCAGCAGCUAUUCACACACAUUCUGCUAAAUUUCCCAUAGAGCGCGAAGUGAUUCUGUCGUCUGGCGAUAAGAAUUCCAAAGUACCGAUUCUACAGGAGGCCAGGAAACGGGGCAGACUCGGGGCAGUUGCACCAGACACGCCCCCCAAACCGCUGUCAGCUUGGACCAAUGCUGAGAAUCAAGCUGGAACCUCUGGCGACUUCCGGCAGUACCACGACCAGUACGCCUACCACCACCACGGACAAAUCUUAAACCGCAGCGUACAAAACUACGAUUCACCCAAACCACCAAUACCUGCCAAAAAUACACCGAAUAACUCACACAUGGUAACAGUUGUCGAGACAGCAAAGGACAGUACCAGAGACGCACCAAAGAGUGCUAAAUCUGUCAGCAAAACAUAUCACACAUUAAAAGACAUGAUAUCCAGUAGAUUCAAAGGCAAAGAGAGUACUGAAGGUGAUAAGGAAGAAAGUCUUAAUAAUAAUGAAGAAAGAAAGCGUGAACCGGAACAAACGCCUCCAAGAGAAGCACGUAAAGAAGGGAUUUAUGGAAGACCAAUGCAGAGACAGGAAAUCCAGUACAACCAUGGAAUGACAAAUAACAUGGCAUAUUCAAGUCCGUCUCCACAUAGACAAUUAAUGCAGCAACAAAUAGCUCAACAGCAGAUGUUAAAUCAACAAGCACGGUCGCAGGAAAUGUUAAAUCAACAAGCGAGAUCACAGGAGAUGCUGCAACAUAGACCUCAGGCAUUGGGUGCUGAUGCGUUGUAUCAACAGUAUGGUCCACCAGGACGUAGGAGUGCGAUGUAUCAACGAGACCUUGAUGUUAGGUCUAUGGCGAAUUUCACCUCGUUGAAGACAGGACCACAGCCUCAGAUUGACAACUCACAUUCUAGACCUGACUUGAGAAGUCCACAGCAACUGGAGCGAGAGGUUAUUCAACAACGACGGCUCAUUGAAGUCAGACGUGCCUCUUCGCAUCCGCAUUUAUUAGAUGAGCCACAGAGACCGGAUCCAAAGCCUCAAGUGUACGAUAGGUCUAGGAGAAAUUCUCACGGCAAUUUACUCGAAGGUGUGCCAAAUGAGAACGGUCUACCCAGAAGCGAUGAAAGGGAGUCUGAUGACGGCGGUUUCAGAAUGAGACCAGCUGCGCAAGGAAGAUCAAGCUUCGAACACAUUCGCACAAGUGGACGUUCUGUGGAUUCAAGACAAAUCCCGGAAGAGUACAGACGUACACCGGAUAGCCACAGAGAAUCCCGUCGGACUCCGGAUUCAGUUAAUCAAAGACAAAAAGAGAGUACACCUAAUCCAGCCGAGAACGAAAGAAAUGAUGAAAACGCUAGUCAGAAAUCAGCAGACAGUGUAUACAACUCAAAUAAAGUGGACGGAUAUAAUCCACGGGCGUCUUCAUCUAGACAGACGCCGAGUAGAAUAGAAGAUCUAAAGGCACAUGGUAAAAAAGGGGCUGGUGGUUCAGCAGCUAGUUCAGACUAUGACAAAAAUGGCGGUCAAUCGUCGAACGUUGAUUCUGGUAGGGGCAGCGUGGCUUAUUCGAGUGGGAGGCGCGCGGAUGCAAGCUUGCAUGAUACUUCGGCGGACUCUGAUGCUGCAGGAGCAAGAGAAACAAGACAACAGCCACAGCCUGGGACUAGUCAACAGAGUUCAGCACCACCUGGAGAAAAUGAAUGGGCUGAUCUGGUCGAGUGCGAACUGCGUCAAAUCCUUGAGCCAAAGCUGGCUAAUAUGAGACUAGACAGCUCAGAUAGCUCCGAUAGCUCAAUAACGCCUCCCUUACCCCCAAUUUCACCUUCAUCUGACUUGCACAAGAGAAACAGCCUACCAGGCCGAUCAUCAGAAUACCCAGAAGAACGGCGCCGCGGCAGGGAAUCACCACGUUGGCAUGCACACGCCCAUUCCCAUAAAAAAGCAUUCUUCAAAAAGGGACCAUCAUUAUAA